CUAUGGUUUUACGUCACUACGCGUGACGUCAUCAUGCACAAUGGUACACUUUUAUAUUUACAUCAUGAUUUGUAUCAUAUCGCAGAUGAUACUAAAGUAGUGUGAUAGUGUGAUUCUGUGAUUCUAUGAUUUUCUGUGAUACUGUGAUUCUUAUUGCUUAGUAUCUCAGUAUCGUCGAAUCUCUGCAAUGCGAUCUCUGUUUCGUCUUUUCUUCUUCGUUAAUGACAGAUUUGUAUUACGAGUGAUAGCCGCAUGAUAUUAAAUCGAUAUAAACUUUCAGUGUGUGUCACAUAUAUUAAACAAUUAUCAUUUUAAAGAAAUUAUUACUGACAUUCUGGAAAAGUAACAGAAGUAUAUGUAUGAUCUUUGAAAUAUGGAUUUUGAAGGUGAAGCACAUGGCGAAAAAUUUGAGGUAAAUUUUUCUGGCAUGGAUGACUCCGAGAGUGAUAAAUCUAGAAAGACACAAUCAAGUUCUUUAGAAGUUGUAAGCAUCUCAGCAGAUGUAAAUAGUUCUACUGAUACAUUUGAGAGCAAAAUAAAAGAUGCUAGCCAUGCAAUAAAACUUGAUAACAACUUUGUUUGCGAAACUAUGCAAAGCGAACAUGUGCACGAAUCUGUGGAACUUUCUAUAGGAGGUGAUGUUAAAAUUACAACUGAUAAAUGUGACAAAACUAAUGAUACAUUAAAUAUUUUUUGUAAAACUAUUAAUUUGGUUGAUGCAUCAGAAGCAACUACUUCACAAGAAAAUAGUUCAUCUUCUUUUCAUAUUGAUGUAUCAAACGUAUUACAUACAGAUCAGAUUAAAGCUAAAAGAGGUAUUUCAAAAGGUCAAGUACAUGCCAACAGUAAUGCAUCAAUAGAAAAAUCGGACGAUAGUUCAGACGAAGAUUCGAGUAAACGUCAGAAGUUAAAUAAAAGUGUAGACAAUAUUGAUGCUGAAAAUGUAAGCGAUGAUACAGUAACAUUUCAAAAAACCAAAUCAAAAGUAAAACAACGAAAUUAUCGUAAGAGACAAAAUAUAACAAGUGAUAAUGAAGACAGCUCUGGAAAUACCUCGUCAAGCGAGGCAGCAAGAGAAAAUUUUGAGCUUUAUACAGACGAAGAAGAAGAAUAUGAAGAAGAGCUACCUCGUUGCCAAAAAAACGAGAUACCAUCAAUUGGCAUCCAACCCAAUUGGCACAUAGUACCGGAAGUUAUAAAUCGCCAAAUAGGUAGCAAUCUGUUGUUCCAAAGAAGAUUUUACGGUUCUUUACAUGCGGUAGAACGACUCGAACUUAUGUAUAAUCUUAAUGAACAUCAGGGUUGCGUAAAUGCCUUAAAUUUCAAUGAAAAGGGAAAUUUAUUAGCGAGUGCCUCUGACGAUUUAACAGUUGUUAUAUGGGAUUGGGCUGUAGGAAAAAAGCGUCAUUCGUUUAUGAGUGGACACACGAGAAAUAUGUUUCAAGCCAAGUGGUUACCAUUGGACAUGGAGUAUCUUAUGGUCACUUGUGCUGAAGAUGGUCAAGUACGUUUAUUGGAUCUUGAACAUAAUACAUCAAAGAGAUUGGCGGCGCAUCGUGCCGCAUCACACAAAUUAGCUGUGCAUCCUGAAACGCCUCAUAUAAUCUUUUCUGCUGGGGAAGAUGCAAGAGUAUUUUCCAUAGAUAUCCGAGAAAGGAAACCAAGCAGAUUACUAUAUGUAAAAGAGGAUUCAUCUAGAAUAGUUCAAUUAUAUAGUAUACAUUGUAAUCCUUUUAAUAGCAAUGAAUUUUGCAUCGGCGGCCGUUCUCAGUAUGUAAGAGUGUAUGAUCGACGAAAAGUUUCGACGCCGCUCUAUAAAUUAUGCCCCAAUCAUCUGACAGAGAAUAAACAAAACGCGCAUGUAACAUGCGCUGUAUAUAAUCACGAUGGAACUGAGAUUCUUGCAUCAUAUAAUGAUGAAGUCAUAUAUCUAUUUAAUAGAUUAUUGUCAUUUGAAGAUUACACUAAUAGAUAUGUAGGCCAUAGGAAUAGGGCAACUGUAAAAGGUGUCAAUUUCUUUGGACCCAAAAGUGAAUAUGUUAUAUCUGGGUCUGAUUGCGGUAAUAUAUUCAUUUGGGAGAAAACUACAUCAGCGGUUGUACAAUGGAUGGCAGGGGAUAAACAAGGAGUUGUAAAUUGUUUAGAAGGACAUCCGCAUAUUCCUGUUCUUGCAACAAGUGGAUUGGAUUAUGAUGUCAAAAUAUGGGUGCCUUCAGGCAGAGAAGCUCCAAUGAUGAAAUCGUUAGUGAAUUGUGCCAAAUCCAAUGCGAGAAAUAGAAAGCAAGAAAACACGCCUGAUGGACCGGAUGGGCAAUGGCAUUGGGUUUUGGGUGUAUUGAGAUAUGCCCGUAUUAGAGAAAGAAUGCGUCAACUUUAUCCGCGUCAAUAUGAAUUUGAUGAUCCAAUUGGAGAUGACGAUGAUGAUGACGACGACGACGACGAUUACCAUUUUGAUGAUUCUUCUAAUGACAACUUAUCUGACAAUACUGAUAGUCAAUCAGAAAGUGGAGAUGUUGGAAGAACACAAUGUCCUCAAUCUUAGAAAUACUGCUUAAUUAAUACAAUUAGAAUGGAAGUUAUAUAGCGUUCAAAGUAUUCAUUAACCAUUUCCCAAUUACAAUAAAUUUUAUCAGGAUUGUGUCAAUAGCGUUAUAUAGCAGAGUGUAUAAAAAGAACAAUAUUGCAGUGUACCAAAAAAUUUCCAUACUCUAUAAAUCAUUAAUCUUUUCUAUCAGCUCUCGAAAUAGUUAGUAGUUUAAACAGCAUACUUCGGCAAUUUACGAUUAUAUUGUAAUUUUUGAAUAUACAUCAAAAGGAUAUAUAAAGACAAUUUGAUAGAAUGUAUGUACAAUAUUAAGAUAACAGAAAAAGAAAGAAAAAUGUAAAUUUUAUGAUAGUUGUGCGAAACACAAUUAUAAAACCAUAUGCAUAAAUUUACAAAUAUCUUGUUAUAAUUAACAUUAUAUACACAUAUAUAUAUCUAUUAUAUAGGAUUAUUUUUUUUAAUUUUAUUUAUGUAAAAAUAUAUUUAAUAUUCGAUGUGUUAAUUAUGUUUCAAGAAGUACAUGUAGUUUUAUAAUGUAAAAAAAUAAUUCUCCCUCUCCCUCGAGUUUUUUUUGUAUGUCUUGUAUAAGAAUAAUUAAAAAAUAAUACACUAU
Molecule: messenger RNA, 3158 nt
Organism: Formica exsecta
Lineage: Eukaryota; Metazoa; Arthropoda; Insecta; Hymenoptera; Formicidae
Product: DDB1- and CUL4-associated factor 8-like
Exons: 11
Coding region: 374-2542 (722 amino acids)
Cellular component (GO): Cul4-RING E3 ubiquitin ligase complex; cytoplasm
Molecular function (GO): protein binding
Source: RefSeq, a predicted model, not a curated record